AUGUUUCAACACAAAUACACAAAACAUAUAUUGUACAUACUCAGUAGCGAGUAUAGUAGUACUAGCUCUGGCACAGGUCUCUCUAAAAGUCAUCCUGGCUCUGACACAAGUCUCUCUAAAAGUCAGUCUGACUCUGACACAAGUCUCUCUAAAAGUCAGUCUGACUCUGACACAAGUCUCUCUAAAAGUCAGCAUGGCUCCGACACAGGUCUCUCUAAAAGUCAGUCUGACUCUGACACAAGUCUCUCUAAAAGUCAGCAUGGCUCCGACACAGGUCUCUCUAAAAGUCAGUCUGACUCUGACACAAGUCUCUCUAAAAGUCAGUCUGACUCUGACACAGGUCUCUCUAAAAGUCAGUCUGACUCUGACACAGGUCUCUCUAAAAGUCAUCCUGGCUCUGACACAAGUCUCUCUAAAAGUCAGUCUGACUCUGACACAAGUCUCUCUAAAAGUCAGUCUGACUCUGACACAAGUCUCUCUAAAAGUCAGUCUGACUCUGACACAGGUCACUCUAAAAGUCAUCCUGGCUCUGACACAAGUCUCUCUAAAAGUCAGUCUGACUCUGACACAAGUCUCUCUAAAAGUCAGUCUGGCUCCGACACAGGUCUCUCUAAAAGUCAGUCUGGCUCCGACACAGGUCUCUCUAAAAGUCAGUCUGACUCUGACACAAGUCUCUCUAAAAGUCAGUCUGGCUCCGACACAGGUCUCUCUAAAAGUCAGUCUGACUCUGACACAAGUCUCUCUAAAAGUCAGUCUGACUCUGACACAAGUCUCUCUAAAAGUCAGUCUGACUCUGACACAGGUCACUCUAAAAGUCAUCCUGGCUCUGACACAAGUCUCUCUAAAAGUCAGUCUGACUCUGACACAGGUCUCUCUAAAAGUCAUCCUGGCUCUGACACAAGUCUCUCUAAAAGUCAGUCUGACUCUGACACAAGUCUCUCUAAAAGUCAGUCUGACUCUGACACAAGUCUCUCUAAAAGUCAGCAUGGCUCCGACACAGGUCUCUCUAAAAGUCAGUCUGGCUCUGACACAGGUCUCUCUAAAAGUCAGUCUGGCUCUGACACAGGUCUCUCUAAAAGUCAGUCUGACUCCGACACAGGUCUCUCUAAAAGUCAGUCUGACUCUGACACAAGUCUCUCUAAAAGUCAGCAUGGCUCCGACACAGGUCUCUCUAAAAGUCAGUCUGACUCUGACACAAGUCUCUCUAAAAGUCAGUCUGACUCUGACACAGGUCUCUCUAAAAGUCAGUCUGACUCUGACACAGGUCUCUCUAAAAGUCAUCCUGGCUCUGACACAAGUCUCUCUAAAAGUCAGUCUGACUCUGACACAAGUCUCUCUAAAAGUCAGUCUGACUCUGACACAAGUCUCUCUAAAAGUCAGUCUGACUCUGACACAGGUCACUCUAAAAGUCAUCCUGGCUCUGACACAAGUCUCUCUAAAAGUCAGUCUGACUCUGACACAAGUCUCUCUAAAAGUCAGUCUGGCUCCGACACAGGUCUCUCUAAAAGUCAUCCUGGCUCCGACACAGGUCUCUCUAAAAGUCAUCCUGGCUCCGACACAGGUCUCUCUAAAAGUCAUCCUGGCUCCGACACAGGUCUCUCUAAAAGUCAUCCUGGCUCUGAAACAGGUCUCUCUAAAAGUCAUCCUGGCUCCGACACAGGUCUCUCUAAAAGUCAUCCUGGCUCUGACACAGGUCUCUCUAAAAGUCAUCCUGGCUCCGACACAGGUCUCUCUAAAAGUCAUCCUGGCUCCGACACAGGUCUCUCUAAAAGUCAUCCUGGCUCUGAAACAGGUCUCUCUAAAAGUCAUCCUGGCUCUGACACAGGUCUCUAUAAAAGUCAGUCUGACUCUGACACAGGUCUCUCUAAAAGUCUCUCUAAAAGUCAGCAUGGCUCCGACACAGGUCUCUCUAAAAGUCAGUCUGGCUCCGACACAGGUCUCUCUAAAAGUCAGUCUGACUCUGACACAAGUCUCUCUAAAAGUCAGUCUGGCUCCGACACAGGUCUCUCUAAAAGUCAGUCUGACUCUGACACAAGUCUCUCUAAAAGUCAGUCUGACUCUGACACAAGUCUCUCUAAAAGUCAGUCUGACUCUGACACAGGUCACUCUAAAAGUCAUCCUGGCUCUGACACAAGUCUCUCUAAAAGUCAGUCUGACUCUGACACAAGUCUCUCUAAAAGUCAGUCUGGCUCCGACACAGGUCUCUCUAAAAGUCAGUCUGGCUCCGACACAGGUCUCUCUAAAAGUCAGUCUGACUCUGACACAAGUCUCUCUAAAAGUCAGUCUGACUCUGACACAAGUCUCUCUAAAAGUCAGUCUGACUCUGACACAGGUCUCUAA
This is a messenger RNA of Pecten maximus, 2340 nucleotides long. Its product is annotated as dentin sialophosphoprotein-like. The transcript is spliced from 3 exons. Lineage: Eukaryota; Metazoa; Mollusca; Bivalvia; Pectinida; Pectinidae. The coding region runs from base 1 to 2340 and encodes 779 amino acids. The record is from RefSeq and is a predicted model, not a curated record.